ACAUCUUUUACCUUUGUCUUUCGGUUCCCUUUUUGUGUUUUUCUCUUUCUCUUGAAUUCUACUAUCACUUUUUUUUCCUCUCAUUUUAGUGAAAGUAAGAUUUGAGAGCAUUGAUUGAGUAUUUGGAGGUGUCAAGGUAAAAGGGUUCUUGAAUUUUGUGAAUUUCAUAUCAUUUCUAUCAAUUCUUGAUCAUAGUUAGGUUGUUGUAGUGAGGAAUUUUUGUGGGGUUGACACUAAUUUCUGUUUAAAGUUUCGAUUUUUGGUAUUGGGUUAUUUUCAUUUUGUGUUUGUUAUUCGUGGGUUUUGAUCAGCUGAGAAAAAUAUUGAACGGUUCAUCUUUGUUUGAUCUUUUUGGGAGAUUUUGGUUUGAAUUUCAAAGAUUUCUUGGGGUAUUUGAUUGUUUCAUGUAAAAUUCAAGAAAUGCCAGCAACAGAUUUUUCAACUUUUGGGAGGUCUAUUUUGAGUUUACGUCGCGAUCAACAAGUACAUUCUAUGGAAUCUGGUGGUCAUGAGGGAACUAGCCAAGAGCUAGAGCUUGAAGCUUUUCAAAAGCAAGUAGCUGAGCUUUUCAAUGAUUUGGCAUCUGCUGACUCUGAUCAGCUUUUGUCGAUUCCUUGGAUUCACAAGCUAUUGGAUGUGUUCCUUUCUUGCCAGGAGCAGUUUAAGUCUAUUGUGUCUAAGAAUAAGGGGUUGUUGAAUAAAUCCCCUGCUGACCGUUACAUAAUGGAAUAUUACGAAAGGAGUGUGAAAGCUUUAGAUGUGUGUAAUGCGAUACGAGAUGGGAUUGAGUUGAUCAGGCAAUGGCAGAAGCAGUUGGAGAUUGUUUAUUAUGCAUUGGAUAACCAGAGGAGUAUUGGGGAAGGUCAAAUUCGUCGUUCCAUGAAAGCCUUGAUUGAUUUGGCAAUUGGAAUGAUUGAUGAAAAAGAGUCUAGUUCAAGUUUUGCUCAUAGAAACAGGUCAUUUGGACGAAACAAUGCUCAGAAGGAUCAUGAUUCGUUGGGCCAAUUUCGAUCAUUGUCAUGGAGUGUAUCGCGGAAUUGGUCUGCUGCUAAGCAACUUCAAGCAAUUGGUCAAAACUUAGUUACUCCAAAAAAUAAUGAAAUUACUGCCACCAAUGGAUUAGCUGUAGCUGUUUUUACAAUGAGUUAUGUGCUUUACUUUGUAAUGUGGACGCUUGUUGCUGCAAUUCCCUGCCAAGACCGUGGUCUUCAAACGCAUUUUCAUGUUACUAGGCAAUUCAUUUGGGCUGCUCCAGUUCACGCCCUACAUGAGAGGAUUUUGGAGGAGUCAAGAAAGAGGGAACGUAGAAAUGCUUGUGGAUUGUUGAGGGAGAUUAAUAAGAUUGAGAUAUGCGCCCGCCACAUGAAUGAAUUGACCGAUACCAUUCACUUCCCCCUUUCAGAGGAAAAGGAAGGGGAAGUUAAGCAAAGAGUUCAGGAGCUUGGGAUAGUCUACCAUGGUCUAAAAGAUGGAUUGGGCCCGUUGGAGCGUCAGGUACGAGAAGUGUUUCAUAGGAUUGUUCGAAGCAGGACAGAAGGGCUCGACUCUAUCGGGUGAGGGAUUCAUCAUUGGCAUAGGUAAAACAGAAUCGAGAUUCCAUUUAGAGUUGUAGUUGUCGAGUGUGUGCACCUCUGCAACCAUUAUUAGAAGAGCAGAUUAUGCUCUUAGUUUUCCCCUUGUUUCUUUUUGUUUGCCCUUUUUUAGAUGAGAAGAAUAGGGAGGAUGAAAUGGUGCAAUGUCCCAAAAUAGUCUAAAGAGGUAAACUCGUGUAUUUAUCGCUAUGUAUUAUGUAAAGAAUGCAAAAUAGUUGGAUCUCUGGUCCAUGUUGUAUUGUUCAUCUUGUGUGAGGUUGUUUAGUCAGUU
Solanum stenotomum is the source of this 1863-nucleotide messenger RNA. Its product is annotated as protein ROH1-like. The transcript is spliced from 2 exons. The coding region runs from base 421 to 1557 and encodes 378 amino acids. The record is from RefSeq and is a predicted model, not a curated record. NCBI's taxonomy places the organism in Eukaryota, Viridiplantae, Streptophyta, Magnoliopsida, Solanales, Solanaceae.